Messenger RNA from Choloepus didactylus (southern two-toed sloth), 723 nucleotides. RefSeq names its product mitochondrial coiled-coil domain 1 (gene MCCD1). The transcript is spliced from 2 exons. The record is from RefSeq and is a predicted model, not a curated record. Bases 26 to 400 code for a protein of 124 amino acids. Lineage: Eukaryota; Metazoa; Chordata; Mammalia; Pilosa; Megalonychidae.
AGAGCCAGUUCCUGGUGGCUGUUGGAUGGCUCAGACAGCUCCCUACCUUCCUGCCAUGGUCCUUCCUCUGCCCUGGCUCUCUAGAUGCUGUUGCCGUUGCCUCCUGCCUUUCCGGCCUCUGGGCCCUCAGGCCUCCCAAAGAUGUUGUUCCCAGAGCACCACAGAUGGGACCACCUCCACAGCGAGUGGGAAGAUGGUGUCACCUCCCAGGGGUUCAGGGCCCCGCCGCACAACUGAGCUGGUCCAAGCUGAGGAGCUGCUGGAGCAGCAGCUGGAGCUAUACCAGGCACUGCUGGAAGGGCAAGAGGGGGCCUGGGAGGCGCAGGCCCUGGUGCUCAAGAUCCACAAGCUGAAGGAACAGAUGAGAAGACACCGAGAGAGCCUUGGAGGAGAUGCCUAAGCUUUCCACAGGUUCCCGAGUCACUCUCCCAGUACUGGAAAUACUGUGCACCACCCCACAACCCCUUCAAUCAGUAAUAUCCCAGUCUCCUAGACCAGAGAAAAUAUAAGCUAGCCAUCUGCAAAGGGCCAGAAACUGGAAGUUAUUCGGGAAGCCGUGGCCUCUGCAGUCUCUUAGUCACACCCCUCACUGACCUUGGCUCAACAUUCCCCCCACCCCACCCUGCCCCACCCCACAGCAGGGUACACAAUCCCCUAUAGGAAUUUACCCUGGAUCACACCCUAAAAUAACUUCACCCAAAAUCCAAUAAAAGGGCAGAGUGU